Camarhynchus parvulus is the source of this 1227-nucleotide messenger RNA. Its product is annotated as acrosin-like. Gene Ontology annotation, biological process: acrosome reaction; proteolysis. Gene Ontology annotation, molecular function: serine-type endopeptidase activity. Lineage: Eukaryota; Metazoa; Chordata; Aves; Passeriformes; Thraupidae. The record is from RefSeq and is a predicted model, not a curated record.
AUGGCUUUGCUGUGGCUGCUCGUCCUGCUGGCCCUGGCCGGGCCCGUGGGGGGCACCUGGGACACCUGCAGGGGCACCUGCGGGCUCCGGCCUUUGGCACAUGACCACAGCUCGCUGGUUCGGGACUACGACCCCACAGACGACAACUACACAACUUUGUCAUCUUCUGAUGGCACUGCUGUUGAUGUGGCCAGCCCCGGUGUCCCCUCAGGGACCUGGCCUGGCAUUGUCAGCAUCCAGGCCACCUGGGACAACGGCACGUGGCACAUGUGCUCGGGGGCCCUCAUCCACCCCCAGUGGGUGCUCACUGUGGCACGCUGCUUCAUGGACACUCAGGACACCUCAGCAUGGAAGGUGCUGAUUGGGGCCACAGAUCUGGCCCAGCCGGGCCCCGAGGCCCAGCGUCGCCACAUCGGGAAGGUCCUGAAGCACCAGGACUACAGCAAUGACUUGCCGGGCAACAACAUCGCCCUGGUGGAGCUGGACCAGCCCGUGGAGUGCAGCGACUACAUCCAGCUGGCCUGUGUGCCCGACAGCUCCCUGGCAGUGUCCGAGCUGAAAACCUGCUAUGUGGCAGGCUGGAGAGCCACCCCGGAGAAUGCACCGGGCCUGGUGCUGCAGGAGGCCAAGGUGCGGCUCAUCGACGUCCAGCUGUGCAACAGCAGCCGCUGGUACGGGGGGGCCGUGCACCCCCAGCGCGCCGUGUACCCGCGGGACCUCGACACCUGCCAGGGGGACACAGGGGGUCCCCUGGUGUGCAAGGACAACACUGGUGACUACUUCUGGCUGGUGGGCCUGACCAGCUGGGGCAAGGGCUGUGCUGGUGACAAGCGGCCCGGGGUGUUCACGGCCACCCAGCACUUCCACAACUGGAUCCAGACGCAGAUGGGAACAGUCCCACCCAAAACGGAGCCUCCUCCGCCCAAGCCACCCACCCCCACCAUUGAGAUACAGCCACCAGCACCGGAACUAGAACCAGAACCUGAACCAGAACCUGAACCUGAACCAGAACCGCAACCACAACCGGUACCGAUACCGGUACCGAUACCAGAACCAGAACAAAUACCAGAACCAGAAGAAGAGGAAGAAGAAGAAGAAGAAGAAGAGCCAGAACCAACACCACCACCGCCUAAGUUUAUAACGGUUUCAUUCCCAAAAGCCAUCCUGCUGAGGUUCUUCAGGAAUCUGCAGGAGUUCGUGGAGUUCCUGCGGGACAAACUGGAUUGA